UCCCAAAUUCACUUACAGCCUCAGUUUUCAACCAAAGCCAGCUGCUAGCUUGCGUAGUCGAGUCUCGUCUGAUCUAGCUAGACCGAACGGAAGCCAUGGAUCGUCGUUUCCUUCUCGCCACAAUUCUGAGUUUGGCAGCGGUUGGCGCGCAAGCAGUGGCCAAACCGAAGAAUUUGAGUCCCUGCAUUUCCCCUCUCAAGGUGUGCGACUUUUUUUUCUACAACUUCAAGGAAGAAACACCUGUGAUCACACUUAACGCCGUCAGCAGCGAGAAGGUCGCCUCCACCGCUCUUCGCCACAAGUCUGACAAGCCUGUGACGACGGCAACCACUUCGGGAGCCUUCUGCAGAAUCUUCGGGGGCGGGUCUUGCGAGAACUACUUCUUUUUCCGCGCGCGCGGAGCCAGUGACGCGUACACUAAGUUCGUGAACCGUAACGACCGCCUGGGCAUCCGGCCCAUGCCCCAGUCCAAGGUCGACGAGCUCAACGGCAAGUGCAUCAAGCUCUACAUCGAAACCGCUAAGAUCAAGCUCGGCAAAGGCGUUAACGCGUCCGACUGGCUCAAUCCCAACGACGGCAAGCCCGGCUACCCUAUGGCUCGUCGCUGCGUUGUCUUCAAGCUUGUGGCUGGCAGCUAAGCGACAGUAUUCGGCGCGGCGCCAAACGUUCAUUAGAUAGUGUAGGAUUGGGGGUAGCAAUACCUUUGCAUCCACUAGACCGAGAUGCUAGCUCCUGUUCGGCAUCUGUGAACUAGAUGUGUGAUCUGAUUAUAAUAAAUACGUCACAAAGGUUCGGACUCAAU
Closterium sp. NIES-67 is the source of this 802-nucleotide messenger RNA. The record is from the annotation of a GenBank genome assembly. NCBI's taxonomy places the organism in Eukaryota, Viridiplantae, Streptophyta, Zygnematophyceae, Desmidiales, Closteriaceae.